UUGGUGUAUGCACUGGUGUGUUCAAGACUUCCUUAAAGUUUCUAGAUUAAUAUUAAAUCACAGUUUUCCUGUCUUGAUCUUGAUUCACAUAUUUAAAGGAGUGUAAGGUUGUAUUAACCUGAAAUGAUGACUUCCGGAAUUACUUUUGUUGUUUUAUUUGUUGCAUUUACUUUCUAUUUCAUAAAUGGUGAAAUUUGCGACGAAGAUGCUGCCAGUGAAUAUGUUUGUGAUAUGGGAUCCUGUUGUAAAAAGAAUGGUAUAUGGGAAUGUAUUUAUGGCGAAAAGGAUUCUUCUGAAUGUGAAGAAACUAGUAAGACAUCUGGUUGGCAAACAUGGCACACCAUUCUCACUGUAGUUGGUGGUCUAUCCUUCUUGAUGGCAAUUGUCGGCUGCUGUGUAAGAAUGAAUCGCUAUAGUAGAGCAGUACCAAGACGCGAUGACGAAGAACGGUUUGCUAACCAGGAAGUGCGCUCAUAAUAAAUCAACGGUAGAUGGUAGAACAAAUGAUAGAACAAUGGGCAAGCAAUGGUUGCCAAAACUUUUUGACAAAAAUCCCUUUGCCUCCAAAAAAAGUUUGUUCUAUCACAAUUUUGAAAGAAAAAAUCAGUUUUUAAUCAUGUUAUCUGAAAUGUGAAUAUUCAACGAUGAGUAAUAUUGUAUAUAUAUGUGAGAUGUUUUACUAAUAUAUUCCUUUGAGAAACCUCUACUUGAAGUCGAUUUUCUAAUUCAAUAAAAAGUCUAUGAACGUAAUUAAAUUUUUAUCAUAACUAAACUUUGAUGGAACACGUAGCAACAAACUUGUCUAAUUUGAAACUAAUUGUUAUAUACGCAUUUAUACUAAAUAAUAGUUUUAACUGAAAACAUAAACUUCAAAUGUAAAUUAAAGAGAUUUGAUUGGUUUAGAACGGUAAAGACUUUUAUCAAGUUAAAUGAAGCCGAUGUACUAUAGUAUUAUAAUUGAUUGACAUAUCUCUCUUUAUCAACGAAAAACAAUAUAAACAACAACAAAAAACAACACAAAAACAACUUGUUUAUAGGACUUAAAUGUCUCUUGCCGUCUUUAUCACCAUGUAUUUGGUAAAAUAUGAGCAAAUUCACAAAUGUCGUUGGAAAAUAUCAAUAUAUCUUAUUAGAACUUUGAGCUAUUGAACGAAAAUCAAAAAUCUCUUCCUUCGUAGAAGUAUUAACUUAUAAUUUAAACUAACUGACAGGAAACGAUAUUCAAACAUUAACUUUAAACUCGUUUGCACACCUAUAUAUGUACAGUUAUAAGAAGAACAUACUAUUUUUCCUCAUGUCUAUUGUUUCUCAAAAAUUUUCAUUUGUAAAGUGAUUGGUGUAUCAUUUUUAAUAUAGGGAAAGUGUUCUUUUUUUAUUUACUUUCUCCUGUUCAUUGACGCUUUGUUUUACCAUUACAGCAAUAAAUGAAAUCCUACGAA
This is a messenger RNA of Mytilus californianus (California mussel), 1439 nucleotides long. RefSeq lists its product as uncharacterized. Lineage: Eukaryota; Metazoa; Mollusca; Bivalvia; Mytilida; Mytilidae. The coding region runs from base 124 to 477 and encodes 117 amino acids. The record is from RefSeq and is a predicted model, not a curated record. The transcript has 4 exons.